This is a messenger RNA of Ilex paraguariensis (yerba mate), 1138 nucleotides long. The record is from the annotation of a GenBank genome assembly. NCBI's taxonomy places the organism in Eukaryota, Viridiplantae, Streptophyta, Magnoliopsida, Aquifoliales, Aquifoliaceae.
AUCCCAUACUUCCACUCUCUUCCCUUUCUCUCUCCCUCUCUGACGAGUAUGGCUGUUCUCUCAGGCCCUUUGAUCUCCUCCUUUUUUGUGUUUAUGAUCUUGAUGUCUAACAAUUUGAUGUACUCUGGUUUUUCUCAACCUACUUGCAAGCCAGCGUAUCCUAAGGAUGCAAUUCCUGUAUACAAAGAAGACGUGGACAUGAUGCAAUUUCCAGAAAAUCUUGAGUUCUUAGAAGCUGAAUUCUUCUUGUGGGCUGCACUGGGUCAUGGACUUGACCGGGUGGCUCCGUACUUAGUCAUGGGAGGCCCUCCUCCAAUCGGUGCCCAAAAAGCUAAUCUUGAUGCUCUCACUGAGAAGAUUAUCACUGAAUUCGCAUAUCAAGAAGUUGGUCAUCUCAGAGCCCUUAAAUCCGUUGUUGGUUUGUUCCCGAGACCUCUGCUGGAUCUCAGUGCCAAAAACUUUGCAAAACUAUUUGAUGAAGCUUUCGGAUACAAACUCGUCCCUCCCUUUGACCCCUAUCGUGACAGCCUCAGCUAUAUGUUGGCUUCUUAUGUGAUUCCAUAUGUGGGACUUGUAGGCUACGUGGGCACAAAUCCCACCAUCAACGGCUAUUUGACUAAGAGGCUCUUGGCAGGACUCUUGGGGGUUGAAUCUGGCCAAGAUGCAGUCAUCAGAACAUAUCUCUACGAGCGAGCCGAGGAAGUGGUGCACCCAUACAAUCACACAGUGGCUGAGUUUACCAUCCGCAUUUCAGAGCUGAGGAAUCGUUUGGGAAUGUGCGGCAUCAAGGAUGAAGGCAUCAUUGUCCCCCUGGAACUAGGGGCGGAAAACCGAACCACUAGCAAUGUGUUGUCGGCCAAUUACUACUCACUCUCUUACAGGAGGACUCCGGCAGAGAUAUUGAGGAUCGUGUAUGGUACCGGCAAUGAGCAUGUUCCCGGUGGAUUCUACCCCCGUGGAGGAAAUGGAAGGAUAGCCAAAAGUUUUCUGAAUAAGUCAUAGUCGUAGAAGAUAAUGACCUGCCAAUUUGUCAUAGUCUUACGAGAUGUUGAAAGUGACGUAAUGGGGACAAUGAUUUGGUACUGUAAUCAUGAAUAUAAAUAAAGCAUGAAUAAAAAUAAGGAUUGGCUGUUUUCUU